Syngnathus acus (greater pipefish) is the source of this 2142-nucleotide messenger RNA. Its product is annotated as poly(U)-binding-splicing factor PUF60-like. Gene Ontology annotation, molecular function: RNA binding. Gene Ontology annotation, biological process: alternative mRNA splicing, via spliceosome; regulation of alternative mRNA splicing, via spliceosome; mRNA splice site recognition. The coding region runs from base 178 to 1779 and encodes 533 amino acids. The transcript is spliced from 12 exons. The record is from RefSeq and is a predicted model, not a curated record. Lineage: Eukaryota; Metazoa; Chordata; Actinopteri; Syngnathiformes; Syngnathidae. Gene Ontology annotation, cellular component: precatalytic spliceosome; catalytic step 2 spliceosome.
UCCCAAAUCUCGCGAUUGUGCCAGAGCGAGGGCCUCUCCGAGGAGGUGUGCUUCAUGGCGGACACGGAGACUGCGGAUUUGUUGAAUUGUUGAAGAGUCCCCAUCAUUUCCCCCUCUGGGGCUUUUUUUCCCUCAGUGUGGUGGAGCCAACGCUCAGCGGCUUUGGGAGUUGCAGCGAUGACGAUGGAGAAUGGACAGGGCACAGGCUCUAAGCUUGGCCUGCCCCCGCUCACCCCGGAGCAGCAGGAGGCGCUGCAGCGGGCAAAGAAGUAUGCCAUGGAGCAGAGCAUUAAGAGUGUGUUGGUGAAGCAGACCAUUGCCCAUCAGCAGCAGCAGCUCACCAAUCUGCAGAUGGCAGCAGUGACUAUGGGCUUUGGAGAUCCUCUCUCACCUUUACAAUCGGUGGCAGCUCAGCGGCAGCGCGCUCUCGCCAUCAUGUGCCGGGUGUACGUAGGCUCCAUUUACUAUGAGCUGGGGGAGGACACCAUCAGACAGGCCUUUGCUCCCUUCGGCCCCAUCAAGAGCAUUGACAUGUCUUGGGACUCGGUGACAAUGAAGCACAAGGGCUUUGCCUUUGUGGAGUACGACGUGCCAGAGGCUGCCCAGCUGGCUCUGGAGCAGAUGAAUUCCGUCAUGUUGGGUGGGCGAAACAUUAAGGUUGGGCGGCCAAGUAACAUCGGUCAGGCGCAACCCAUCAUUGACCAGCUGGCAGAGGAAGCGCGCGCUUUUAACCGCAUCUACGUGGCCUCGGUGCACCCCGACCUGUCGGACGACGACAUCAAAAGUGUAUUUGAGGCUUUUGGGAGGAUCAAAUCGUGUACAUUAGCCCGAGACCCCACCUCCGGACGGCACAGAGGCUUCGGCUUCAUCGAGUACGAAAAGCCGCAGUCGGCCGUGGACGCUGUGUCUUCUAUGAACCUCUUUGAUCUGGGGGGUCAGUACCUGCGGGUGGGCAAGGCGGUCACUCCUCCCAUGCCCAUGCUCACCCCCACCACUCCCGGUGGCCUCCCACCGGCGGCGGCGGUGGCUGCAGCGGCGGCCACUGCCAAGAUUACGGCCCAGGCAAGUAUGAAUCCCUUCCACAGGGAUUUAAUGGCCUUCCAGGAGGCCGUAGCCGGCGCGUCAGUCCUGGGGGCGUUAGCUGCGCCUCAGCUCCUUAGUCAGCAAAUGGGAAUACCGCAGGCCGUCAUGGCUGCGCAGGCGCCCGGCGUCAUCACAGGAGUGACUCCAGUGCGUCCUCCCAUCCCGGUGCUCCCCCAGGUGGGCCUGGUGAACCCCGUGCUGGCGUCGCCGCCCGUUCUCUCCAGUCAGGUGCUGGCGGCAGCCGUUGCUGGCCAGCUGCAGGAGAAGAAGGAAGAGAAAGAAGAGGCGCUCCAGGACGGCACGGGCCAGGAGAUGCUGAGCGACCAGGAGCACAUGAGCAUAUCGGGCAGCAGCGCCAGACACAUGGUCAUGCAGAAGCUGCUUCGAAAGUCAGAGUCCACAGUAAUGGUCCUGCGCAACAUGGUGGGCCCGGAGGACAUAGAUGACGCCCUGGAGGGCGAGGUGACAGAAGAGUGCGGCAAGUUCGGCUCGGUCAACCGCGUCAUCAUCUACCAGGAGAAGCAGGGAGAGGAGGAGGACGCCGACAUCAUCGUCAAGAUCUUCGUGGAGUUCUCCAUGGCUUCGGAGAUGAACAAAGCCAUCCAGGCGCUCAACGACCGCUGGUUUGGCGGACGCAAGGUGGUCGCCGAGGUGUACGACCAAGACCGCUUCAACAGCAGCGAUCUGUCUGCGUGAACCGCUUCCACUCAGUCCCCUUGCCGGCUCUCUAAUUGUCUUGUCUCUUUUUUUCUAAGAAAGAAUAGUUGUUCGUCAAUGAUGAAAAUGAUGAGGUUGGCUCAGACCUGUGAUGACUCCGUGGUCCAGGUUUCCACAUUUUUUAAGGAAGAAUAGUUGUUUGUCAAUGAUUAAUUUGUUUGGCUCAGACCUGUGAUGACUCCGCCGUGGUCCAGGUUUCAACAUUUUUGUAACCAUACCCAUUAAAAAAAGAAAAACAGAUGAAUAGUUUUUUCUUUGGCUCAUUUACAUGUUUUUUCUUCGCAAAAUUAUUGGACCAUGUAAACACUGUUUGUUUUUACAAUUAAAGGUUAUUUGUCCACA